CACCAAAACCUCAAACCCCUCUUAAGAGAUAGGAGCUUCACAAUUCACUACACAAAUAAAACACUACUUCUCUUCAAGGCCUUAAAAAAAAUAUUCCAAGAUCUACCACAACAAAAAACAACUUCUAGUUUCUGUUCUGGUUGUGUGGUUCAAAUGGCAACUUCAGUUCCCAUUUGUUCUUCUUUUACCGGAACAUGGGCAACAUCCAUGGCCAAUGAAGACUGCGCCAUGCUGGCUAAGUGUCCAACGCGGGUACGUGUCGGAAGGCCGGUUCGAUCACAACCGAUGAUGAAGAAUGUUAAUGAAGGGAAAGGCCUUUUUGCCCCGGCUGUGGUUGUAGUACGUAACAUAGUUGGUAAGAAGCAGUUCAACCAGCUUAGAGGAAAGGCCAUUGCUUUACACUCUCAGGUCAUUAACGAGUUCUGUAAGUCCAUAGGAGCGGAUCAAAAACAACGACAAGGACUAAUCAGACUGGCAAAGAAGAACGGGGAGAGACUCGGAUUCCUGGCGUAAUUACAGGGUUCAUUGAAGUUGAAAGAUUGUAAUAGUUUAAGGACUUCCAGAUGUAUAUACUCUUGUCUUCAUCUGGAUUAAGUGAUAGUUACCCUGUUAAGCUAAUAUCAUGAAAUUCAUACUUGCAUA
Daucus carota subsp. sativus is the source of this 642-nucleotide messenger RNA. RefSeq names its product protein PROTON GRADIENT REGULATION 5, chloroplastic. Gene Ontology annotation, molecular function: electron transfer activity. Gene Ontology annotation, biological process: photosynthetic electron transport in photosystem I; response to high light intensity. Gene Ontology annotation, cellular component: chloroplast. Lineage: Eukaryota; Viridiplantae; Streptophyta; Magnoliopsida; Apiales; Apiaceae. The record is from RefSeq and is a predicted model, not a curated record. The transcript is spliced from 2 exons. Bases 154 to 513 code for a protein of 119 amino acids.